UUUAAACCAUAUAUCUUGAGGAAUCUCUUUGCAUUAUUGCUUCAUCAAUCCCCUUUCUCCAGCCUUUUUUAUAGAGCUCUGCCUUUUCAGUUAUUUCAUUCCCAAAGUCUCAAGAACGUAAAAAAUUCUCUGUUUCUCUCUCAUUCAUUCCUCUGUUUUUCCCCUGUUUUUUUGAAGAUGAGUUCCACAAUGUUUAAAGUUUUGUUGAUCUUGGGCCUUUUGGCUACUUCAUGCUUGGCUCAGGCACCGGCACCUACACCCACCGCAACCCCCAAAGCAGCUCCCGCACCCACACCAUCAUCCAAGGCAUCUCCCACACCAGCCCCAACCCCAUCAUCCACCACUGCUCCCACACCCAGCUCCUCACCUACUCCUACCAGUCCUGUCUCCCCUCCUCCUACUUCACCUUCGCCAUCCACCACUACCCCUCCUGCUGAUCUGACCCCGCCCCCGACCCCACCUGGCAGCGGUGCGGCCUCCUUCAGUGGAGUUUUGGUUGCUGGAACUGCCCUCACCGCUACUUUGUUGGCAGUCUUGGCUUAAGAAGUGAUUCUAGAGAUCGUAUUUUUCUUGUUCUGUUUCUUGGAGUAGCAUUUUCGAUCUCGUUCUUUGUUUUAAUUUCUUUAUUAUUUAUUUGUCAUGUUGAGUUUGUUGGAGGCAGAUUUUAUUAUUUGGGAUUGGACGGCUGACAGUGGAUUUUAUGUUUUGGUGAUGACAUGUGUAUCAUUUGAUGGGAUCUGAUGGAUGUAAAGAGAUUAAUAACAGUGGAAUAAAUAACAUUUUUCUAU
Messenger RNA from Rubroshorea leprosula, 788 nucleotides. NCBI's taxonomy places the organism in Eukaryota, Viridiplantae, Streptophyta, Magnoliopsida, Malvales, Dipterocarpaceae. The record is from the annotation of a GenBank genome assembly.